Pelmatolapia mariae (spotted tilapia) is the source of this 1461-nucleotide messenger RNA. RefSeq names its product fucolectin-7-like. Lineage: Eukaryota; Metazoa; Chordata; Actinopteri; Cichliformes; Cichlidae. Bases 232 to 1164 code for a protein of 310 amino acids. The record is from RefSeq and is a predicted model, not a curated record. The transcript has 7 exons.
CAUGACUGGAAGUGAAACACAGAUGCCCAGGAACAAACCACUGGGUCGGGAAUAGACAGAGCUGAAGAGGAAUAUGAGAUAAAUUUUAAUGUUUGGUUUGGUGUGAUUCAGCUGAGAGAUGAGAUGCAUUAAUAAAAACAAACAGAAAUAUAAUUAAUAGCAGCUUUUGUUUCAGGAAAAAGGCAACUGCUUUGUCCGGAUCCUCAGAUAUCAUCUUUCUUAAUCAGAAUAAUGAAACCGAGUGUUUUCCUUCUGCUCCUCCUCUUAAGAACGAGUUCGACUUCCACUUAUCAAAAUGUGGCCUUGCGUGGUACAGCAGCCCAGUCGAUCUCUGAGGACCACAUCCUCUCAGCUGCCCACAAUGCAAUUGAUGGAAACCGUAACUCUGACUUCAGGGUGGGAUCGUGCACACUCACAAGUGCACAGAACCGUCCCUGGUGGAGAGUGGACCUGCUUCAGUCCUACAUCAUCACUUCUGUCACCAUCACCAACAGAGGAGACUGCUGUCAUGAGAGGCUCAACGGGCUAAAGAUCCACAUAGGCAACUCUCUGGACAGCGAAGGUUUAGGAAACCCAAAGGUUGGUGAAAUUUCUGAAGUUGGUGCUGGCAUAUCCUUCAAUGUGACUUUCACUGAUCGAGCAGAGGGGCGCUAUGUUAUAUUGACUCUGCCUGGUUCAAGAAAGAUUCUCACACUCUGUGAAGUGGAAGUCUAUGGAUACCGUUCUCCAACUGGAGACAAUCUUGCACUUCAAGGAAAAGCCACACAGUCAUCGUUGUAUGGAUUUGGAUUUGCAUACAAUGCCAUUGAUGGAAAUCGUAACAGCAAGUGGGAAGAAGGCUCCUGCACUCACACAAACAACAACAUCAGCCCCUGGUGGCGACUUAAUUUGCGCAAAACCCAUAAAGUGUUUUCUGUUAAAAUUGUCAACAUUGACUCCAACCCCGAACGACUCAAUGGAGCUGAGAUUCGCAUUGGAGAUUCCCUUGACAACAAUGGCAACAACAACCCCAGGUGUGCAGUGAUCACAAACAUCACAGGAGGUGCUGUUGCUAAUUUCACAUGCAAUGGAAUGGACGGCCGCUAUGUGAACAUUGUCAUCCCUGACCGAGAAGAGUUCCUUAGUCUGUGUGAAGUUGAAGUGUAUGGAUCUAAACUUGAUUAGUUGCUAGACAAAGCUGAACUGAAAGACAGCACAGAGGCACUAACCAUUGCAGCACAGGAACAAGCUCUGAGCACAAGAUCCAUAGAGACUGGGGUCUAUCACACCAGGCAAGAGGAGGGUGAAGGUAACAGUGGUCCCAGUGGUAAUUAGAGCAUUCGGUGCAGUGACUCAAAGCUAGGCAAGUGGCUCCAGCAGAUCCCAACAACAGCGAGGAUAUUGGCAAGACCCCAAGCUCCCUGGCCUCUGGUAGAGGACCUGGGCUUGAAGGAUAAAGAGCGGCAUCUGCAGGGGCGAGAG